GGACGCGAAGCCAGGCCCCUCUCGAGGAGCCCAGGCCACCGAGGAGUCGCUGCGACCUGUGACUUGAGAGCUGCGGAACUACCACUCCCGUUUGCCUGCUGGCGAUCAUCUUUAACCCCCCGGAGGACGUCAGCAUCCAGCUGCAGCGGCGCUCUCCCUGCCGCGGAGGACAGGACUACCCCUUCGGGCGUGACGGAUGGAGACAAGCCUCCCGGAGGACCUGCCCCUGCCGUUGUGGCUCGCGCGGCGCCCGCCACCGCCGUGAACCAGGGACCCUAAAGAAUGGCCGAACCUUGGGGGAACGAGUUGGCGUCCGCAGCUGCCAGGGGGGACCUAGAGCAACUUACUAGUUUGUUGCAAAAUAAUGUAAACGUCAAUGCACAAAAUGGAUUUGGAAGGACUGCGCUGCAGGUUAUGAAACUUGGAAAUCCCGAGAUUGCCAGGAGACUACUGCUUAGAGGUGCUGAUCCCAAUUUGAAAGACGGAACUGGUUUCGCUGUCAUUCAUGAUGCAGCCAGAGCGGGUUUCCUGGACACUUUACAGACUUUGCUGGAGUUUCAAGCUGACGUGAACAUCGAGGAUAAUGAAGGGAACCUGCCCUUGCACUUGGCUGCCAAAGAAGGCCACCUCCGGGUGGUGGAGUUCCUUGUGAAGCACACCACCAGCAACGUGGGGCAUCGGAACCACAACGGGGAUACCGCCUGCGACUUGGCCAGGCUCUACCGGAGGAACGAGGUCGUUAGCCUGAUGGAGGGAACCGGGGCGGAGGGAGCUGAGAAUCUACAAUGAAUGUGGGGAGGGCUCUCCCACACCGCCUGCUAUUCUGUCAGUUAAAUGGUUGGCUGUCCGAUUUUAAUAUCAUUUGUUAAAACUCAGUUUUGUCAUAUCUUAAGCAGCUUGUGAAAUCUUCUGAAACUGCUAAAUGGAAAUCUUACUACAGGUUUAUGAAUAUCUUUUUCACCUACAGAAUCGUGAGUUCUAACAUAUAAUUGCAAAUAGCUUUGGCUUUCUUCUUAUUAUUUUAUCUUCCCUUUACUUUUUCUUGGCUUAUUUCUCCCUUUGCUAGUCUCGAUACCCAACUUGAUGACUUUAUUUUAAAAAUGAUUUGUCCUGAUGCUUCUUUUGCCUAAUUAAAACACUUUUUCAAAACAGGA
Messenger RNA from Myotis davidii, 1154 nucleotides. RefSeq names its product cyclin-dependent kinase inhibitor 2C (p18, inhibits CDK4) (gene CDKN2C). Gene Ontology annotation, molecular function: cyclin-dependent protein serine/threonine kinase inhibitor activity; protein kinase binding. Gene Ontology annotation, cellular component: nucleus. Gene Ontology annotation, biological process: negative regulation of cell population proliferation; regulation of cyclin-dependent protein serine/threonine kinase activity. Bases 283 to 789 code for a protein of 168 amino acids. The transcript is spliced from 3 exons. NCBI's taxonomy places the organism in Eukaryota, Metazoa, Chordata, Mammalia, Chiroptera, Vespertilionidae. The record is from RefSeq and is a predicted model, not a curated record.